UCUAAAAAUUGAUUUCAGUUGUGAAACAACCAAACCAAAAUGAAUCGAACGGGUUGAGCUCAAAUCGAGUCCCGCCCAUGUCCCUCCUUCCUUUCGACCUAUGACCGCGCCCAGAUACGCUGCUUCCUCGUUCUCCACCCCCGCCGUCUCACGAUCUUGCUCCUCUUCGCCGCCUUCCCCGCUCUCCGUCGCGGGCCUCCUCAACUCCUGCUGCUCCCUCCGCGGCCUCCAGCAAAUCCACUCCCGCAUCAUCCGCAAGGGCCUCGAGCAGCACCCUGUCCUCGCCACCCGCUUCCUUUCCCUCUGCGCCGCCUUCGCCGCCCCGGCCUACGCUUCCUCCGCCUUCGAGCGCCUCACUGCCCCCAACCUCAUCACCUGGAACGCCCUCCUCAGCGCCCACGCUCAGUACUCCCCCCUCUCCACCAUCGUCGCCCUAUUCAACAUCCUCCGCCGACGCUCUCCCAUGCCUCCCGACGCAUUCACUUUCCCUUCCCUCCUAUCAUCCUGCUCUCGUUCGGAGGCAACCGCCGUCGGCUCCUCUGUCCACGCCACCAUACUCCGAUAUGGCCUCGAAGCUGAUGUCUUCGUCGGGACGGCCCUCAUCGAUUUCUAUGGCAAGUGCCGCGAGCUUGGUGCAGCGAGGAAGCUAUUUGAUUCUCUACUGCACCGGAAUGAGGUAUCUUGGACAGUAAUGAUUGCUGGUUACUUGAGUUCUGGCGAUGUAGCAUCCGCAAUGUCUCUGUUCUAUGAAAUGCCUAGGAGAAAUGUGGUAACCUGGAACUCCAUGAUCGAUGGAUAUGUCAAGUCUGGGGAUUUGGUAAGUGCCCGGGCACUUUUCGAUGAAAUGCCUCAUAAGAAUGCUGUCUCAUAUACUUCAAUGAUUGAUGGAUAUGCUAAAGCGGGGGACUUGGCAUCAGCUAAAGUCUUGUUUGAGCAGUCACCAGAUAAGGAUUUGUUUUCAUGGUCAGCCAUGAUCUCCGGGUAUGCUCAGAAUGGCCGGCCAGGUGAUGCUAUGAAGAUAUUUCUUGAGAUGUACAAUGGGAAUAUCAAGCCUGAUGACCACAUUGUGGUUGGUUUGAUGUCAGCAUGCUCCCAAUUAGGCAGUCUCACCUUGGCCAAAUGGGUGGACUCGUACGUCAUUAAGAAUGGAAUCGACAUCACAAAGGCCCAUGUGUUGGCUGCUCUGAUAAACAUGAACGUGAAGUGUGGAAACAUGGAAAGAGCUGCCAAGUUAUUUGAAUCAAUGCGGAGUAAGGACUUGGUAUCCUAUUCUUCUUUGAUGCAGGGGUAUUCUAUUCAUGGUGCCGGACACAAAGCAUUGGAGUUAUUCUCCCAAAUGCUAAAGGAAGGGCUUUUGCCUGACAAUGUUACAUUCACAGUGGUUCUCACAGCAUGUAGUUAUGCUGGUCUUGUCGAAGAAGGAAAAAAGUAUUUCGAGCUAAUGAAACAUAAAUAUCUGAUUGCUCCUUCAUCUGAUCAUUACGCAUGCAUGGUGGAUCUUCUUGGGCGGGCAGGCAGGUUAAAAGAAGCUUAUGAGCUAAUCAAGUCAAUGGAUGUGGAGCCUCAUGCCGGAGCUUGGGGAGCAUUACUUGGGGCUUGUAAAACGCUUGGUGAUAUAGAAUUAGGGGAAGUUAUUUCUAAAAGACUCUUUGAGUUAGAGCCAACAAAUGCUGGUAAUUAUGUGGUGCUCUCAAACAUCUAUGCUGUAGCAGAUAGGUGGGCCGAUGUAUCAAAGGUAAGGGCUAUGAUGAGAGAGAAGGGGAUCAGAAAAGUGCCCGGUUGUACUUGGAUCUAGUUAUCCAGAAUAGCAUUCCUGCCUUUUGAUUGUUGUUGCCGGAGAGAGAAGGACUCACAUUUCCAUGAUUGUUGCAUAGCUUGGUUUUUGGAAAUUCCAUCAUAUACAGGACCAGAAUGUUUCUGAACUCUCUUCAUUGGGCAACAAGUCUUCUGCUCUAUCUAUUUGUAUGAAGAAUUCACUGAGGGGAUAUCAUUAUGCAUCAGAAGUUGGUAAUGGUUACCUUCUCAACUUUUGGGCGACAAAGGAUUUUGAAAGGGGCUGUUGCCUCUUCGAUGAUGCUAUUCAAGUGUUCCCAGUGUCAGGUAAGAUUGCAUACACAAAGGAAAUCGAAUAAGAUAACAUUGUCAUACUGGAUUGAUUCCCAUUGUCAAGGAAAUAUCAGUGUUUCAUACUGUUGUAGGAUGCUUGAAACAAUGUCGAGCCCUCUGGAUUAUCUAAGAAGUGUUACUUGUGCCAUAUCCUUGAAGUGAUGAGCCUCUCGUCGUGCCUCUUUCAAAAUGGUGCUUUUCAAGCUAAGCAGACGUUAACUAAAGAAGAACGUGCUUACAAAUGAUGAAGAUUUGAUAGCCUCUACUUUAUUGUAUUUUUGUUAGGAUGUUCUUACUCGCCGAUCUUUCAUUGAUAAUUUACGCCAAUGUUUACUAUUUCCCAAGUCUAUAUCAUUCUGUGCUGCAAAUGGAACUUUUUAUUACAUCUGAUCACUGCAAAAGAGAGGAAUAUUGAUUCGCAAA
Messenger RNA from Zingiber officinale, 2529 nucleotides. Its product is annotated as putative pentatricopeptide repeat-containing protein At5g37570. Lineage: Eukaryota; Viridiplantae; Streptophyta; Magnoliopsida; Zingiberales; Zingiberaceae. The record is from RefSeq and is a predicted model, not a curated record. The transcript has 2 exons. The coding region runs from base 101 to 1795 and encodes 564 amino acids. Gene Ontology annotation, molecular function: protein binding; RNA binding. Gene Ontology annotation, biological process: RNA modification.